Molecule: messenger RNA, 978 nt
Organism: Orbilia oligospora ATCC 24927
Lineage: Eukaryota; Fungi; Ascomycota; Orbiliomycetes; Orbiliales; Orbiliaceae
Exons: 1
Coding region: 1-978 (325 amino acids)
Source: RefSeq, a predicted model, not a curated record
AUGAAGAAUCCUUUUACUUACAGCAAUGGGCUGCUUAUCUGCCUUGCCUACAUCAUCUUGCAAACACCUGUUUGUAUCAAUGCUGAAGAAUUAAGAAUCUCAACAUGGGACUGGGAUCUAUAUCUUCAAGAGAACGUGCAAGCUUUGCAGAAAAUUCUUUUGGAAAUCGGUGUUUUUAAGGUCGGUAGGCAAGCUCAUUGCGCCGUCGGAGGUCCAAACGACCUCAUUGCCCUUGAUCCUGAUAUCCCAACUUCCUUAUAUUAUUCCACCACCACCUUAAAGGUUGCACUGAGGGGGUUCCAAACGGCGAUAGACAAUGCAGCAGACGCCGCGGAAACAGGGCUGGAUCAGGGAACAUUUCUCCGAGAAUAUGGAUUCGAAGAUAUCGAAAACGCCCUGGCUUCCGAAAGGAGGCUUAUUCUGACGAUAGAAGUCUAUGAGAAUAUGAUAACAGAAUUUUUAGAAUCCGGUGUUCUUAUGGACAGGUUCCCGAGCGCCGGAUAUCCUACGCUAUCCGAAGAGCAUAACAUCCAAGCUCUAGCUCAGCAGAUAGAAGGGGCCAAGCUCCCCGGCGUCAAUCUCCAGGAGGAUGUCAAAGUGGAUUCUAACUCGCGCCCAAUAUUCGUUGGUUUUUGGCAAUCCCUCCUCGAAGAAGCAAAUCGAAAGAGGAUUCUUGCGAUUGCUGGUGUAGGUCUCGCUAAAAAGUACUUCGACACCAAUGGAUUCACAGCAUCGGUCAAACAUCGUAGUGGCACGCCACAGAACCCAAGUUUCGUUUUGACGGUUUCGGCCCUCUUAAAAAGAAUUGAGGCCUUUUUCGCAUGCUGGGGAAGGGCGUCACAGCGGGUUAUAGGAGCUCUAGAGCAACUCGGAGACCUUCCGGAGCCCGUUUCAAACCGUCGCUGGAUGGUGAAGCAUGAUGGGAAAGAAGUCACAGGUAUGGUAUGGCCGGAGGAUGAGGACCCUGUAGUAAAGUAG